GUGCAGGCGCAGCAGCCAGUCCAGUACACACAACACCGCACCCGAGCCACGGAAAGAACCAACCACGACGCAGACCAGCACUGGAAAAGCCGCGGGAACCAAGGCCCGAAGAGGUGGUGCGCUGCGCACUGCACCGCACCCCGCGCGGGCAGGCGCGGCGCCCGACAAGACCCGCGCGCCUUCCAACUUCCACAGACCCCGUGCCCCUGCCGUGCUGCAGCGCGCAGCCCCGGCCGCGAUCAGGGUCGGGUCGGGUCGGGUCGGGUCAAAUCACCACUCGGCACCGUCCGCAUCAGCCAAAAUCACAUCGAACCAUCCGUCACAAGCAUUCGAUUUCCCUCCGCGCCGUGGACUCGUGGUAGCUGCGCAUUCGCGACGUCCCCAGCCUCCUCCGUCUUUACCUGUUGGCGCUGCCUUUUCACCUCACCGUCUCCCGCUUUGGUGGACGCGCGGGCGAUGGCGUCGGCGUCGGCGGGAUGGGCGUGGAUGGCGGAGGUGGCGGGCGAGGAGUUGGCGAAGCUGGAGGCCGCGCACCCCGGCCGCUUCGGCCCGCUCAAGGCCGAGCUCGAGCGCCUCGUCGCCGAGCCCGGCUGGGACGACGCUGCCGCGUUCCCGCUCGUCUCACCGCACGGCGGCGCCACUACCGCCGCCGCCGCCGCCGCCACCUCAUCCUCUCCCUCCUCAUCCCAGCCUGCUCCUCCACCUGCGGGUCCCCUGUCCACCCAAGAGUCCUCGACCCGAAAGAGGAAGCCUGGAGUCGGCGACGACGGCGGCGUGCGCGAGCGGGAGGAGCGCAAGCGGAGGAGGAUGAGGAUGAGCGCGCCGUCCGGAGGGAAGAAGGACAGGGCGGAGAUGGCCAUCGAGCGCGCCGAGCGGUGCCUGGAGAGGAUCCGCGCCAUCAAGCGGAGCUUGCUCGCCGCUUGGAUUCACUGAUUGGAAGGAAGGGGUGGGUGAAGAUACCAAGGGAAGAAGGAAAGGGAAAUCAAAUCGGCUUUAUGUUCGAUUCGAUAAAAAAAAUAAGACACGUUAAAAUAUAGUUUAGAAUCUGACUUAUAUUCAAAGUACUUUAUUUGGUAAAAAAAAUUAGACACUGAUUGAUAUCCUCUUUGUUGUAUACUCCGAUGUCAUUUGCUUUUGCUAAUGGGAAAGUCAAAAGUGGGCAUCUGUUGGUUUCA
Molecule: messenger RNA, 1175 nt
Organism: Phragmites australis (common reed)
Lineage: Eukaryota; Viridiplantae; Streptophyta; Magnoliopsida; Poales; Poaceae
Exons: 2
Coding region: 457-933 (158 amino acids)
Source: RefSeq, a predicted model, not a curated record